Lampris incognitus (smalleye Pacific opah) is the source of this 3927-nucleotide messenger RNA. RefSeq names its product DENN domain-containing protein 3-like. The record is from RefSeq and is a predicted model, not a curated record. Gene Ontology annotation, molecular function: protein binding. NCBI's taxonomy places the organism in Eukaryota, Metazoa, Chordata, Actinopteri, Lampriformes, Lampridae. Gene Ontology annotation, biological process: regulation of Rab protein signal transduction. Gene Ontology annotation, cellular component: cytoplasmic vesicle. The transcript has 28 exons. Bases 133 to 3927 code for a protein of 1264 amino acids.
CGCGGCGGUACCGACUCCGUAACGCGUGGACAGUGUGAUCCGGCGACUCAGGCCGGGUUCUAGGUCGGGUUUGAUCGAAGGGCCAGAAGAGGAGCCCGUUGGCGUUGAAAGGAGACCAGGCAGGCGGCCGCCAUGACGGAUCAUCUGCCCCCUGCCCUGCUGGAAGCCUGCGUGGUGGUGGGAGUGCCUGCUGACAAACUCCGAGAGCUCUUCCAGUCCAGUCAGCAGGGUGCUAACAAUAACGGCACUCCAGAUCUGUUGGACCCUGAGGUACUCCAUGUCCUGGCUCCUCCCUUCGUCAGCAAAGAGCAUGCAUGGAGUGACGUGAGGCCAUUUGGGAAGCGCCGGCGCUCCUUCAUCAAGAAGAAAAGGGAGAGAACACCUCCACGCAUUGUGCCCCUCGGCGAAGGUCUGGUGUGCCGUCGAGGAGGAGGAAGUGAAGAUGUUAGCGUGCCUAAAGACAUUGAUCUCAUUGCUCUGCCUCAGCUGUGUUUCCCUGGUGGGCUCCAAAUAACCAAUGAGCACAGAGAAGAGCAGUUCCACUUCCUGGUUUUCACCGACUUAUUUGGCAACCAGACUCAUGGCGUAGUGAUGCAAUGUCCCCGGCCUAUAAUGGAAGGGAAGUUUUUCUAUCAGAAUUCCCAUGGUUCGGCCAAGGUCCCUAAUCUUUAUUCGGCCUAUGCGUUCUGCAUCAUAUCCAAGCACCCCUACUACACCGCACUGAAAGACUGCCUGUCAUGUCUAUUAGUCCAGCUGAGGACUUGUCGUUUGUCAGACUUGGAGGAGAGGGUGAAGGAAUUUGCUGCCAAACUGGCACUUGUGCCCAUCCCGCCCCCGGGGCAGCUAUAUUUGAUGUUUUCCUUGCGUCCCUUGACCAUUGUGUUACCAUCCAGAGAGGACAAAGAUCGCUCGGCGGUAGAUUUGGAUCUUCAUCUACCUUUCCUUUGCUUCAGACCACAGCAAGUAUUACAGGUGCUGUCCUGUCUUCUCCAGGAACAGAGGGUGGUGUUGUUUUCUGCUGACUGGGCCAAACUCACCCUGGUAGCGGAGAGCUUUUUGCUCUUUCUGAAGCCUCUGUCAUGGCAGCACCCCUAUGUUCCUGUCCUGGCACAGGGCAUGCUGGACUUCCUCAUGGCACCCACUGCCUUCCUAAUGGGCUGUCAUGUCAGCCAUUAUGAAGAGGUUGCCACAGAAACGAAUGACCUGAUCCUGGUUAACAUCGAUGAUGGCAGCGCAUCCACCUCUUGUUCGGAGACCAUUGAAUGGCCAGAGAUUCCACUGGCUGCUGCCGACUGUUUUACACAAAGGUGCCUGUCCCUUCAGGUGCAUUUUGACCUACGUCAGUGCCACAGCGCUACCUGCUCUGACAUUAAUGAGCAGCGGGCACAGAGGCGGAUGUGGCAGUGCAACCUCAACCAUGACAUCCAGAGGAUUGCACUAGAACUGAUGGUCAACAUAUUCAGGGAUGUGAGCAGCCAUUUAAAUUAUGAACACCGAGUGUUCAACAGCAAGGAGUUCCUGAAGAGCCGAGACAGCGCAGAGCAGCCUUUCUACCAGAAGGUCCUGGAGACCCAUAUAUUCCAUUCGUUCCUGAAGGAUCGCCUGAACAGGAAAAUGGACGCCUUCACUCGCAUGGAGCUCAACACGCGAUCUGAGGCUCAGAGGAUGAAGGCGAUGCUGGAAAACCCUCGUCGGCCCACCAUGCAGGAGAUUCAGGCCAGGAGAAGCAGUUUGAUGACCGAAAGGCUCCCUUCUUCUCUCUCUCCCGCUGUAGCUCUGCGGACUCCACCGAAGGCCAUAAAUGUGUUUAAACUCCCAGAAUUCCCUGCUUCUCUGUCCUUCCACUCAGUGCAGGGUUAUUACAGUGAGCUGAUCCAGCAGCUGGGCAAAGCCAUCUUCUAUGCCCAGACCGAGGACUCUGCUCUGCUGGCCAGGUACCCGUGUUUCCUCUCAUCACAACUCCCUCUCUUCACUUUCUCUUCUUUUCCUUUUUUUCUUUUUUUCUGCAGGUACUACUACCUGCGGGGUUUCAUCAACACGUUGUGUUCUCGACGUCUGGAGGCUCUGAGUGAUUUUCAGAACCUCUAUAAGACCGACAUGGCCAUCUUCCCCACCCAGCUGGUCACAUGGCUUGUAGACUCUCUGCAAAAAGAGGAGCGACAGCAGGCUGACAGGCGACCCGAACUCAAAAGACUCAUCCUCAAGGUGACAACAGAAAAUGAGAAACCUUUGGUUCAGCCAGAUGACCAUGUCAAGAAAUUUGAGCUUCCUAAAACACAUCUACAACAAGAGGAGUUUGUGCGCUGUGUGCAGGAGUCUGGGAUUGUGAAGGACGUAGCAAUAAUACAGCGCUUGUUCGAUGCCCUUACUGUUGGCCAACAGAAACAGGUGGAUCCUGAGCUUUUCAGAGUCUUCUACACCUUCUGGAAGGAGACGGAGGCCGAGGCGCAGGAAGUCAACCUCCCCUCUGAGGUCAUAGACCAGCUCGACAACAGCGAAUGUGUCUACAAGUUGUCCUCCUGUGUCAAGACCUCCCACGGUGUCGGCAAAAUUGCCAUGACCCAAAAGCGACUGUUUUUGAUCACAGAAGGACGACUAGGUUUCCUGGAAAUCGCCAAGUUUAGAGACAUACAGGAGGUAAAGAUCUCCUCAGCUCCUUUCCUCCUCCUUCGUAUCCCCUCCCUUCAUAUCCACACCUGUAGCAGGACUGAGGUGUUUGAGGCCAACCUGAAAACAGAAACUGACCUCUGGAACCUCGUGGUCAAAGAGAUGUGGGCUGGGCGCAAGAUGGCCGACCAACACAAGGACCCUCAGUACAUGGCCCAGGCCCUGACCAACGUCCUGCUGAUGGAUGCUGUAGUGGGUUGUCUGCAAACACAGGGGUCCAUCUACGCCGCCUCCAAACUAGCUUACUUCGACAAGGUCAAACAUGAAGUGCCAAUGAUGGUGCCUAAGACCACCUCAGAGGCUCUGAAACACAAGAUUAACCCUUCGCUGAACAUGGCUGAGACCCAGACCGUGCACGCCCUGCUGUACACGCCAGGCCAGCUGAGCUGUACCGACUCGGACAGAGACCGGAACCCGAAGCUGUGGGUCGCCCUGAGCGGCGGGCAGGUGGUUGUGUUUGAUGCGGCCAGCUGGUCCAUGCUGCAGGACUGCAUCCAGGUCGGAGCCUCGCAGCUGAAAUGCAUGGUGGGACUGAACCAGGAGCAGGUGUGGAUUGGUUCCCAGGACUCGGUGAUCUACAUCAUUGACACUCGCAGCAUGUCCUGUAACAAACAGCUGACUGAACACCGGCACGAGGUCACCGGCCUCACCGUGGACAACAGAGACCACCAGAGCAGCUGUGACGGCACCAUCCUGCAGUGGGAUUCCUCAAGUCUCAAAGUGAAGCGACAGUUCAAGAUCGACUGCGACUGCCUGACCUCCAUACAGAUUCACGACGGCGCCCUCUGGUGCUGUUGUGGUGAUAGCAUCGUGGCGCUGAAGAAGAACGGGACACCACAGAGAAGGGUCACACUUCCUGAUGACUUACAGGGCGUUCCCAGUUGCUUCAGCAGCUUCAUCCUUGUCCAGGAGCGAGGUCAGUUGUGGACGGGCUGUACCAACUCUGGGGAGCUGUUCCUGUGGUAUACGAAGGACCACGACACACCCUUCAAAAGGAUCUCGCUGCCGGUCAGCUCUGGAGUCACCUGUAUGAUCCGAGUGAAGGACCAGAUCUGGGUGGGCUGCCGUGGCGUUGGAGGGCUGUGCGACGGCCAGCUGAGGAGUCAGGUUCUGAUCGUGGACCCCGAGAGCCAAGUCGUCGAGAAGGAGCUGCAGGCCCAUUCGGACAGUGUCCAGUCGCUCUGCUCCGCUGAGGACCGCUACGUCCUGAGCGGCUCCGCACACCACGACGGCAAGAUCGCCAUCUGGAAAGUUGAGUGA